This is a messenger RNA of Medicago truncatula (barrel medic), 1114 nucleotides long. Its product is annotated as PRA1 family protein H. The transcript is spliced from 4 exons. Gene Ontology annotation, biological process: vesicle-mediated transport. The record is from RefSeq and is a predicted model, not a curated record. NCBI's taxonomy places the organism in Eukaryota, Viridiplantae, Streptophyta, Magnoliopsida, Fabales, Fabaceae. Bases 108 to 797 code for a protein of 229 amino acids. Gene Ontology annotation, cellular component: endoplasmic reticulum; Golgi apparatus.
GAAAAAGAAAAAAUGAAAGGAAAAAGGAAUAUUUAAGUGCAAAAAAGAAAAAAGAGCAAGAACCACAACAAUAGCGUUUAGUUAUCAAAGAAAGAAUAAUAACAACAAUGGUGUUCUCUUCUAAUCCAUUAGCGCUAAGCGUACCCGAACCCGCCUUCGAAUCAUGGCUUCGCGACACCGGCUACCUCGAACUCAUCGACCAACGAACUUCCGCCGCCGCUGACGCCGUCUCAACCACCACCGUCAAUUCCACCUCCUCCCCUUUAGUUCCCGCCACUUCUCUCUCUUCCAAACUCCUCACCCUCCUCUCCUUCCUCACUCUCAACCCCUUCGCCAAACUCACCGCCGAUGAUUUCUCCGCAGAUACUCCUUCUUGGUCACGCUCCUUCGUUGGUUCAUCUGAUUCCUACUCUUUUCCUUCUUCUCCUUCUCAAGCUCGCUUUCGUGUUCAUGAAAAUGUUAAGCGUUAUGCUCGGAAUUAUUCUUAUCUCUUUAUUGUUUUCUUCGCUUCUGCACUGUAUAAGAUGCCACUUGCUCUUGUUGGGUUGAUAUCAUGUUUGGCCCUGUGGGAUUUCUUCAAGUUCUCUAGUGACAAAUGGGGAUUGGAUCAAUAUCCUGUGAUUCGGCAGUGCUUGCUUCGCAUUGCCCAAUGUGCAACAGCAGUUAUUCUAAUAUAUUCCAAUGUUCAAAUGGCUCUCUUUUGUGCCAUAAGUGUCAGCUAUGCAGGAGUGAUACUGCAUGCUGCAUUUCGGAAGUUGACCCCUGCAAAGCAACCUUCUACGGUCAGAGGUGGAUAGUUAGUUAAUCAAAGAAACAGCGGCACACUUGCCUUUAUCCAGAACAUCAUACUUCGGUGAUUCAAGAGGCUUUGGUACUGAAUAUAGUUCUUACAUGUAGAAGGGGACACAAUUUGGUACAGAAGAUUGUGCAAUGUAGAAUCCAGGUAACAGGUAUAGGCAUAGGUUUUGAAUAAUGCCCUCUCCAUGGCAAGAGCAAGGCUAUCAUAUGGUCUUUCAGUAGGUGCCAGUUUUGAUGUUUUGUCCAUGAUUAUAUUUUACAUGUUGUAAGAAGAUUUUCAAUAUUUAUACAUUCAAGUAAUAUCUUAUUGUUAAUA